AUGUUGCUUUUCAGCUUGUUAUUCUUAGUGUCAUUGGCUGUGGCCUUAAUCCCGAAGAAAGAUUUUAAACCUGAGGUGUUUAUAUUGACAGAUAUUUCCAACGAACCUGACGAUGCUGAAUCAUUGGUAAGAUUGUUGCUUUAUUCUAAUGAAGUAGACAUCAAAGGGCUUGUUGCUACUACAUCUUAUUGGUUAAACUAUACCGUUCAUGAUGAAGAUAUCUACCCUAUUUUAGAGGCAUACGGAAAAGUUCACAAAAACUUACUUAAACAUUCUAAGGACUAUCCAUCUGUGAGUUACUUUAAAAGUAUUGUUGCCAAGGGGUCUAGUGCCUAUGGACUAUUGGCUUUCGAUCAAGAAAAAAUCAGUGAAGGGGCGGUGAAUCUCAUCAAGCUGAUUGAUGAAGCAGAAGAAUCACUUUUUGUAUUGAUUUGGGGUGGCGCAAACACGUUAGCUGAAGCGUUGAAAGAGGUUUCAUCUACUAGGUCAACAGAAGAGGUGGACUUGUUCGCUUCCAAAAUAGUUGCGUAUUCCAUCUCGGAUCAAGAUAAUGCAGGUCCUUGGAUUAGGAAGCAUUUUCCAGGAAUCAAGUACAUUGCUUCAGUUCAUGGAUUCAGCCAAUAUGGUCAUUCAGCUUGGGUUGGAAUAUCCGGAGAUAUUUAUAACUUCGUUGACUUCGGAGGGCCAGAUACUUCUUUAGUUACGAAGGAAUGGGUCAACGAAAAGGUGAGAUCUGUGGGACCCUUGGGUAAGGCCUACCCAAUGUUCUUGUUCAAUAUGGAAGGCGAUACCCCUUCCACUUUGUACGUUUUACCUAACGGCUUGUCUGACCCACAUGAACCUUCAUUUGGUUCUUGGGGUGGUAGAUACACCUUGAGCGAUAUCUCCCUUGUAUCUGGUAAUCACUAUGGUGAUGCUUUAGACUAUGCAAUUGGCAAGGACAAUAGGACUCAUGUUAGUGCACAAGCAUCAAUUUGGAGAUGGAGAGAAGCUUUUCAAAAUGACUUCGAAGCCAGAAUGCAGUGGACUGUUAAAUCGUUCGAAGAUGCACCUCAUCAACCUAUCAUUGUUACUAAUGGCUCAGUAGGGUAUUUGCCUAUGGUCAUUGAUAUAGUAGUGGGAAAUGAGGUAGUAUUGGAUGCUUCAGAGAGUUAUGAUCAAAACAACAAUUCUUUGACCUUCAAAUGGUUUCAUUAUAUAGAACCUUCACUAUCUCAAGGAAAUAUCCUUGAAAUCCCCGAAAUUGAAAUCACAAAGUUGAAUGAUGAAGGCUCCAUUGUAUCUUUUACAGCUCCUGAAUUCCAGCAAGCUUGCUUUAAUGUCUUCCUGAGACCUUUGGAAGAUUGCAAAAAGUAUCAUAUCGUCUUGGAAGUGACAAAUAAUGGAACCCCGUCUUUAACGACUUAUAGAAGGUUCAUUUUAAGCACAGACAAAGGCAAUAAUACUUUUGAAAGCGUUGAAUACAAGCAAGCUUUCUUCAAUGGUGACGCAACGUCUCAGGGGGAUGAUGAUAUUUAUGUUCAUGAUGAAUUAUGA
Yamadazyma tenuis ATCC 10573 is the source of this 1536-nucleotide messenger RNA. Its product is annotated as DUF1593 domain-containing protein. Lineage: Eukaryota; Fungi; Ascomycota; Pichiomycetes; Serinales; Debaryomycetaceae. The record is from RefSeq and is a predicted model, not a curated record. Gene Ontology annotation, molecular function: hydrolase activity, hydrolyzing N-glycosyl compounds.